Molecule: messenger RNA, 579 nt
Organism: Heterobasidion irregulare TC 32-1
Lineage: Eukaryota; Fungi; Basidiomycota; Agaricomycetes; Russulales; Bondarzewiaceae
Exons: 1
Coding region: 1-579 (192 amino acids)
Source: RefSeq, a predicted model, not a curated record
AUGGGGAUAGAUUCCUUAGGUCGACUCUUAGGCAAGAUACGUGACCUCGCACAGAUGCAGGGGGAAAAACAGGGCCAGGAGGGUGUGCCUUCCUUCGACCAUUAUUGGUCUGCUGUGCUUCAAUCCGUCGGUGUUCCAUACGGGAUGGACAUCUUCACUUCCGAAGAAGAUGCCGGCACUUCUAGACCCGACGACUCUCAGCCAGACGCCAUUACUAUCACUGAGGUUUCCUUGAAAGGCAUCGUGCAUACGAGCCUUGCGCCGCAAGAUUCAAACGCACCUGAAACACAAAGAUCGGAUGGGGCUAUCAUUGUCGUUGGCGUUGGGCCACAGGUUGUAGAGAACGACGCCGGUCCAUACUCCGAGGAUUUACACGUCUUGCAGCUGUCUGAGGUGGUCGAAGAGGUACGAGAAGGCAUUGAAGAAGUCGAGAACAUAACCGCUGAUACCGUACGGACCGCGACCAAGCGUAUGGGCUCUAUCAAAGAAGAUCUUAGUAGGGCGCAGCGACUCAAGGAGGGGAGGGAGCGUUUGGAGAAAGGCAGGGACGGCUGGCGAAGUGGCGCUUACGAUUUUUGA